ACAAGCUUAUAUAGCGGGUGGACAUGUAUACAGAAGACUUGAGCUCCGGAACAAUUGAGCGAACACACGGCUGACGCAGCAAAAGCGAGCAGAAUCCUUGUCCCUCGCCAGCGCAGCGCUGGGCAACUGGAGGCCGGCGAAGCCCGAGGGACCACGCUGUAUGCAUAUCUGAAAGCUCUCUUGAACCUGUUCACGAUUACGCGAAGAGGAUGGCGUCCUCAUUAUUUCGGCGAAAUGGCUCUGAACGCGCGAUAGCAAUUCGCCCGGCAACAUCACAAUGGAAUGAAUCCAAGGUCUCUGGAUUUACCAGAAUGGCGCGCACGUCCUCGUCUGGAGCACCAGACCUGGGCGACGACCACCCACACGAAGCCGUGUGCUCUCCGGUGGGCAGCUACGGUUCGCGGCCUUCCAUCGACUCCGCCUUUUCAGAGCUUUCUCUCUCCAGGUCGCUGGACCUGCAUGCCCACACGCUGGACCUGAGCCAGUGGCACGCGGCUCCCGCCGGCCCCCAGCUGCUCUCCCUCUCGCCCAGUGCUUCCAGCCUGGUGCGGGAGCCGCUGCCGGAGCACCACCACACACACCUGAAGAAAACGCUGAAAAAGCUUAAACCCGGCCAGCCGCUGCCAGGUCGCAAGGUUCGGCACCUGGGCAAGGGCGGUGUGGGCGAGGUGCACCUGGUGGAGCUGGACAUGCCGGACGGCGCCCAGCUGCAGGUGGCGCACAAGGCCAUCAUCUGCCGCAAGUACAACGCGCAGCGGCACGCGCGCGAGAUGGCGGCGAUGGAGAUGGCGGUGGGCUGCCCCUUCGUGCUGCGCUGCUACGGUGGCUCGCAGCCCGGCAAGGCGCCCUACUCGGUGUACACCGAGUUUGCGCCGCUGGGCUCGCUGCACGACCUCAUCCAGCACCGCCGGCGUGCGGGCGGCGGCCCCGGCGGCGGCCGUGCGCCCUACUUCUGUGAGGAGGAGGUGCGCUGGCUGGGCGCCCGAGUGCUUGUGGCGCUGGCGCACAUUCACGAGCAGGGCCUGGUGCACAGAGACGUGUCGCCGCACAACAUCUACCGCUCCGCCAGCGGCCACCCGCUGCUGGCGGACUUUGACGCCGCGGAGCUCUUGGAUGAGGACGGCGAGGUGGCGGUGACGGGCGGCGCCGGCUUGGUCGGGCGGCUGGCGGUGGCGGCGCCCGAGGUGCGCGCGGCGGCGUACGGCGGCGGCGGCGUGUACGGCGCCAAGUCCGACAUGUGGUCCCUUGGCAUGGUUCUCUUGGAGAUGGUGAGCGACCAGGAGGUGGCCGACGGCCCCAAGCUGGAGGGCUGCGGACCCGAGCUGCGGGCACUGCUGCUGGAGGGACUGCUCGUGCCGCAGAGCCGGCGGCUGGAUUCCGCGGCGGCGCAGCGCCACCCCUUCUUCGCCAGCAUUCGCUGGGACACGCUGGAGUUUGAGGAGGCGCCGCCUGGUCUCAAGGCUGAGGGCAUCUGAGCGGCUGAGCAAUGCGCGGCAGCGAGUAUCAGCGUCAUGCUAUACAGCUACCAGAAAUGUGUGUCGCGCUACUGUCCAGGAAGUACGCUGAUGGCUUGUAAUUGCAUGUGUAUUUUAGGACGGGAAGGAGAGCACGGCGGUGCGUUUUGCAAGUAUCCACGACCGCACGGGGUGGAUGGGCACGGUUUUGGAUACACAGUUUCGGCAAGGUUCGCCCGUUUGCCAGAAAUGCUUACAGAGGGUCCAUAUACUUUUUCAGUUUUCCUAACCGAAGCAUCUUGCCACGCAAAAGUGUUUGCGACGCGUAUGCAAAUCAGGUAUGGUAUGUACGGUGUUAGCGGCUACUUGGUGCCAGGUUGAUUGAGAUAGCACGUGUGCGUGUGUGGUUUGGUGCAGUCAUUGAAUGCGGUUCAGAGGGCCUAGCAGAGAGUUUGGCUGGGCAGAUCUUGGGGCAGAUUAGGACUUUCGUACAGCGCAGAUAGUGCAUAUGGUACGCAGAUACGUGCGCAGAUAUUCUCGAACUUCAUCCGUGCGCGAUGGUGGACAGUUAACCGGCCGGUGUGUACAUGAAUGCGAUGAAUCUAUAGGAUGUGGCAUGGCGUACAAUACGGUAGAAGUAGGUGUGUUUCAAGGCCGGCUCUGUAGCGCCUGGGGCAGGACGACACAGGCAGACGGUCUGAGCAUAACUGGUAGGAUGUUGGCAUGAAUGCGAGGCCGUGCAUGCCGGCGCCGAUCCAUGUUCGAUAUGGCCGGCACGUCGUUACAGUCCUCGUGCACAGUACAGGCUCUACACAAGCGCACGUAAACUGGACCCUGGGUCGGCGUA
Messenger RNA from Chlamydomonas reinhardtii, 2301 nucleotides. RefSeq lists its product as uncharacterized. Lineage: Eukaryota; Viridiplantae; Chlorophyta; Chlorophyceae; Chlamydomonadales; Chlamydomonadaceae. The transcript is spliced from 9 exons. The coding region runs from base 312 to 1475 and encodes 387 amino acids. Gene Ontology annotation, molecular function: protein kinase activity; ATP binding. Gene Ontology annotation, biological process: protein phosphorylation. The record is from RefSeq and is a predicted model, not a curated record.